Molecule: messenger RNA, 1007 nt
Organism: Armigeres subalbatus
Lineage: Eukaryota; Metazoa; Arthropoda; Insecta; Diptera; Culicidae
Exons: 2
Coding region: 278-847 (189 amino acids)
Cellular component (GO): nucleus
Molecular function (GO): zinc ion binding
Source: RefSeq, a predicted model, not a curated record
CUAUUUCGAAAACGGUCAAAUUACCGAGGGUCCACGGUACGAUUAAAAAGGUAGAAUCGACUACGGUGUAACUGAAAAGACCAAUUUAUGUGCUGCGGUUUUGUUAUUGUUAUGAUUCGCACACGAGCCAAAAUUUGCGCACAUCACAUCAUACUCGCAUGCUGUUUUAGUUUUAUUUUUUUGCAACAUUGCAUGCAUUUUAACUAAUUGUUUCUCUUUUUAAUAUUAUAUAUAGUUUUUAUUAGUCUCAAUUUUUUCAAUAAAGUUUCAAGUAGUAAUGGAUAGUGAUAAUAACAAUUCGCAAAUUGUCUGCCGGUUUUGCCUACAAUACAGCAGUGCAAUGUGGCCUCUGGAAACGGUCUACAACAGGGAGAGAUCGUUUCUGGAAAAAGUCUACCAAUGUGCUCACAUCAAUAUUAUUGACCUUGACGAAUUGCGCACGUGGGUCUGCGAAAGCUGCCUAAACAACAUCGAGAAAUUCUAUAGUUUUCGAAACAUGCUCCAACACAACUUGGCGGAUUUUAACGAACGGUUUCGUGAGGAACAGAAGGAGCAUCAGCACGAAACCGCCUGGAACGACAAUCAACAGGUGGAGGUCUAUUUUAGUGAUUUUAGCAACUGCGACGAUUGUUACGAGAUUCCGCCAACAGAUUCAGAGUAUGAGACGGAAGGUGAAGUUGGAGUUCGUGAGCGAAAACCGGACGACUAUACGAGAAAAGGCUCGUAUGAAGUAGCUCAAAUCGAAGCAGAAUUUGCGGAAAUACUUACGGAAGAUUGUCCUUUGACCAAUUACGAAAUGUGUCCUCCUGUCGAAAGACGGGAAGAAAUCAAACAAAACUGUACAUAAUUUAGGAGAGUUGUUUGAACUGUUUGGAGUAGAUCAUUAAUUCGUUGAAUGAAUUAUGUUGUUGAAAUUGUUUUUCUUUCCAAUGAUUUUACUCGGUUAUUGUGUUUACGAAAAUCUAUUAUAUAAUUUGUAUAAUGAAAUAAAUCGUGCCAGAAAUUUA